Molecule: messenger RNA, 369 nt
Organism: Mycotypha africana
Lineage: Eukaryota; Fungi; Mucoromycota; Mucoromycetes; Mucorales; Mycotyphaceae
Exons: 2
Coding region: 1-369 (122 amino acids)
Source: RefSeq, a predicted model, not a curated record
AUGGUAGAAAACAAUUUGGCAACUGGGACGAAGAUAUUGUUAACUGAUCGACCCUUCGAUUUUGUUGAAACUGUAGCUGCCGUUGUGUCUGUCCUUUUGGCUGCUCUCGCUGCAACCGCUUUUGCUACAGCUUCGACCGCUCCUGUUUCUGAAAAGAACUCCGAGAUUGCCAAUAUCAACUUGUCUGCUGCAUACAAACAUCAUCCACCACCUCCUCCUCCUCACCACAAACCUCCUCCACCUCCUCCUCACCACAGACCUCCUCCACCUCCUCCUCACCACAGGCCUCCUCCAUCCCCUCAUCAUCAUGGACCUCCCCCUCCUCCUCCUCCUCAUCAUCAUCAUAGACCAACUAUGCAUCAUCACUAA